Molecule: messenger RNA, 1206 nt
Organism: Cricetulus griseus (Chinese hamster)
Lineage: Eukaryota; Metazoa; Chordata; Mammalia; Rodentia; Cricetidae
Source: RefSeq, a predicted model, not a curated record
GUACUAAGGAGCUGUCCCAGCAACAUGAGUGAAGAAUCUCAGAGAAAUCUCAUACAAGAAAACCUGCUUCAGCUGAGAUGUCACUUUACUUGGGAGUUGGUUAUAGAAGAUGUGGACAUGCCUGACUUAGAAAUGAGAAUCUCCGCUACUGAGUUACCUGACACCAGCAACAGCAUGCUGAUACACACCAGGCUGGCCUAUGUGAGGCACCUGAAAGGCCAGCAUGAGGAAGCCCUGCAGAGCUUGAAAGAAGCAGAAGCCCUGACCCAGAGGGAGCAACUGGACAAGAGAAGCCUGGUGACCUGGGGUAACUGUGCCUGGGUGCAUUAUCUCAUGGACAGCUUGGCAGAAGCCCAGGCCUACCUGGACAAGGUGGAGAACACUUGCAAGGAAUUUUCAAGUCCCUUCCGCUAUAGGAUGGAGUGUGCCGAGAUGGACAGUGAGGAAGGCUGGGCCUUGCUGAAGUGUGGAGGACAGAAUAAUAGACGAGCCAUGGCCUGCUUUGCAAAGGCUCUGAAAGUGGAGCCUGAAAACCCUGACUACAACAAUGGCUAUGCUGUUGCAGCCUAUCGCCAGGAUUUCAAUGACAAUAGUAUUUCUCUGGAACCCCUAAGGAAAGCUGUCAGGUUAAAUCCAGAUGAUCCUUAUCUUAAAGUUCUUUUUCUCCUAAAUCUUCAGAACUUGGGAAAACCAGAUGAAGCAAGAAUGUACAUUGAAGAAGCUCAGGCCAACACAUCCUGCCAACCCUAUGUGUUCGGAUAUCUGGCCAAAUUUUACCUUAAGGAAGGUUUUGUAGAGAGAGCUCUUAGUCUCCUAUACAGGGCCUUGCAGGCAAGACCUUUAUCUGCCUUCUUGCAUUACCAGAUUGGGCUUUGCUAUAAGAAGCAAAUGAUCCAAAUAAAGGAAGCUACAAACAUGCAACCUAGAGGUCAGGAUAGAGAAAUAGCAGAUCAAUUGAUCCGUUUGGCUAUGCUUCACUUUCAAAAGACUUUGGAACUGAGACCCACAUAUGACACAGCUUAUGUUAAUCUGGCUGAAAUGUACAUAGAAACUGGCCAAUCUGGAAAGGCAGAUCACAAUUUUCAGAAAGUGUUGAGCAUGAGGAACCUUGAUGUUACUAUUCUGCAAGAUAUUCAUUUCCGCUAUGGCCGCUUCCAACAGUUUUGUAAGAGAUCAGAAGACAGAGCUAUCACCCAUUAUAUAAAG